Messenger RNA from Stegastes partitus (bicolor damselfish), 9766 nucleotides. RefSeq names its product obscurin. Bases 102 to 8660 code for a protein of 2852 amino acids. The transcript has 44 exons. NCBI's taxonomy places the organism in Eukaryota, Metazoa, Chordata, Actinopteri, Pomacentridae. Gene Ontology annotation, molecular function: guanyl-nucleotide exchange factor activity; protein binding. The record is from RefSeq and is a predicted model, not a curated record.
AAGACAGUGGAGACUACAGCUGUGUGUGUGGAGACCAGAAGACCACAUCCAGCCUCAAGAUCAAGGCUGUGACGCUAUCAGCUCCUCCAUCAGCUGCUAAAAUGGAAUCUAAGAGGCAGGAGACCAAAGAAAAAGUGGAAGGCAAGAUGCCUGAAUUUCCACCCAAAGAUGCUAAAGACACGCACAAGAGGCAAGAGAUAAAUGAGAUAGUGGAAGCUGUGACGCUGCCCACUACUGGACAAACUCCAAAGCAGCAGCUACUCAGAGAAGAGGCUGAGAGAGAUUCAAAAGGCCUUAAAGUGGACGGUGAAGCUGAGAAGACGGUUGCUGGCUCAGCUGGAAAACAAGAUAUCCAGAGGCAGGGGACCAAAGAGCCGGGAGCAGUUGCCGUAGAGACGUCGGCAACAUCAGCAGUGACCUCCAAAGCUGAAGCUGAGAAACAGGAAUCCAGAAAGAAAGUUGAAGCUGCACCUGUAUUAUUCAAGAAGGAGCUGCAGAGUCAAGAGGCCACUGAAGGAGGCGAAGCCUCCCUGUCCUGUGAGACGUCCAGCCCUGAUUGCAAGGUGACCUGGCGGAGGGACUCAACAGUACUCACCCAUGGGAAGAAGUACACCAUGGAGCACAGAGCCACCACUCACACUCUGGUUAUACACAAACUGGCCAUGGAGGAUAGCGGAGAAUAUACCUGCGAUACAGGAGACAAGAAAAGCGCUGCUACCCUGACUGUGAAAGAGCAUGUGCGCAUCAUCAAAGAACUCUGCGAUAUUACUGUGACCACUGGGCAGGAUGCUGUCUUUGAGGUCGAGCUGUCACACUCGGGCGUCACCAGCGGGGAGUGGUGGCUGGGGGACAACCUCCUUCAGAAUAACGAUCUGAAUCAAAUGAGCAGCCAGGGCAGAGUGCACCGUUUGGCCCUGAAGAUGGUAACCUCGGAUGAAUCAGGGGAUGUUGCUUUCGUAGUGGGAGAGGAGAAGAGUGUGGCCUGUCUUCUGGUGGAGGAUAAACCCAAAGUGCUAAUAUUAGAGAAGCCGCACAACACUGUGGCAUUAGAGGGUGAAACUGUCACUCUGGCCUGCACCGUCUCUGACCCCAACGCCACCAUCACCUGGAUCAGAAACAACGUGACCAUUCAAGCAGGUCUCAAGUAUGAUCUGAGGAAAAACGCUGCUUUCCAUCAGCUUCGCAUUCACAACGUGGUGCCUGAGGACUCAGGAACGUACACCUGUGACACUGGAGAUGCGCAGUGUGAUGUCACGUUGACUGUGGAAGGUGCCCCAGCGUUCUUCCAGAAAGAGCUCAAGAACCAGGACGCCAUAGAAGGUGAUGAUAUCACCUUGCACUGUGAGCUGUCUAAACCAGGCGUUCGUGUCGAGUGGAGGAAAGGAGGCAUUGUCCUCCAGCCCGGUAAGAAGUGUGAGAUGAGGCAGGAAGGGUGCAUUCAGGAGCUCUGUAUACGGAACCUGGAGCCUGAAGACAGUGGCUACUACACCUGUGAUGCAGGAGACCAGCUCACUACAGCUUCUUUAGCAGUGCAAGUGAAAGAAGUCUUCAUUGUUUGUGGUCUUAAGACCACCGACGUCUUUGUCGGGGAAUGGGCAACUUUCUCCUGCCAGCUGUCUGGUAGGGCGUCUGGCAAGGUGCAGUGGUGGCUGGAUGGCACCUUGCUGGAGAACAGCCCUUUUAGUGAGAUAGGGCUGAGCCAGGGCCACAUCCACACGCUCACCUUAAAGAACCUGGCCACAGAUGACUCUGGCACUGUCACCUUCAAAGCUGGCAGUUUAACAUCAACAGCCAAGCUCUUAGUCAAAGAUCCCACAGUUGAGGUGGUGAGCGAGAUGGAGGACCUUCGGGUGGUUGAAAACCAACCAGCUGAGUUCAUCUGCCAGUUCUCAAGGCCAGUCAAGGCUCAGUGGAAGAAAGAUGGGCAACCUUUGCAGCCUGACGGCCGAAGGGUGGUAGUGGAGCAGGACUGGAAUGUGGCUCGCUUGUACAUUAGCCGUGUGUCCGCUGAGGACAAGGGCACAUACUCCUGUGAGGCAGAGGGGACCUGUGUGGUUGCUUCACUUCAUGUGGAAGCCAAGCCCAUUCACAUUGUUCAGGGUCUGGAGAAUGCGGAGACCUUCAAUGGAGGUGAAGCGCUGUUCGAGUGUGCCCUCUCCCGUCCUGAGAACAAAGAUUUCUGCUGGCUUCUCGAUGGAAAACCAGUGAAAGAAUCCCGCACUGCUGAGAUCGUGACGUUUGAGAGCGGUCGCCGCCAUCUGCUCCUGCUGAAAGAGUUGCACAUUAAAGACAGUUGCACGGUGACCUUUAAGUCUGGCGCGGCUUCCACAUCUGCCCAGCUCACUAUCAAGGGCUGGCAGCUGGACAUCGUGAAGGGAUUGGAGGACCGAGUGGCUGCAGUGGGAGAGAAGGUGGAGUUUUGCGUCGAGCUCACUGAGCCUGUCCCUGCGGCAGAAGUGGCCUGGUACGCUAAUGGAGUCGAGCUGAAGCCCAGCGACCUCUGGGCUAUGAGGGCUGAUGGUUGUUCUUAUCGCCUCGUCUUGAGACAGGCGCCUCUUUUGCCCCAGCAGGAAAUUACAUUCGCCGCCAGGGAUGCUCUCUCUUUGGCAAAGCUCACCAUCAUCACUGUACCCGAUCCUCCAGAAGAUCCAGAGGUCCUCAGUAAGACUAAACAGUCUGUGACCCUCUCGUGGUUCACUCCUCUGCAUGACGGAGGGAGUCCCAUUCUGGGCUACAGGGUGGAGAUGCGGCUGGUAGACAGCGCCCUCUGGCUUCCGUGUCACUCUGAGCCUGUGUGCAACACAGAGUUUGUGGUUGAAAACCUCGUCUCGGGGAGCAGCUACAGGUUCAGAGUGGCAGCCAUCAGCAGAGGCGGGACUGGAGAGCCUGUGGAGCUGCCUCAGACUGUGCAGCUUGAGGCACCUACACAGCCACUAAUUAGCCCAGAUGCAAAACAGGGAGAGGCAGAGACACUGGGACAGCCCAGCUUGCCUCCUGAAGCAGCUGAAGAAGCCGAUCUCCAUGAACUGUGGGAAGCAUCAGCCAAGAAACGGCGCAUGAGUCGAGAGCCCACUCUAGACUCCAUCACUGAACAACCUGAGGAGGACGGCAAAGGUGGUAAAAAGAAAUCUGAGCAGACUCAGUCAGAGAAAGUGGAAGUAAAAUCAGCAGAGAAGAAGUCAGAAUCCAUCGUGUGCACCACAUCUGAGGAUGAGACUGUUUCUGUGGGUUCAACACUUGUGUCCUACCUCAAAAAGAGCAGCACGACUGCUGUCACAGCAACCAAUGAGGCAGAGACUCUGACCGCCGACAGAUUCUUUGCACAUUUCCAGAUGGCAGAGCAGAGGACGGUGCAGCAAACUGAAGUGAAAACAACGACAACUCUGCAAAUAGAUGAGAAACAGGUAUCUGCAGAGGAGACUAGCAUCAUGGAGAUCAGUAAAGAGGAUGAGCCUGAGCUCAGAGAGGCUGCUAUUAAGAUUCAAGCUGCCUUCAAGGGCUACAAAGCCCGCAAAGACAUGCGUCCUGUGUUUAAAGACGUCUUCAAAGACCAGACCAAAGAACCUAAUGGUACCAUACAUCUGGAAUGCAUGACAGAUGGUAAACCUGAUAAGGUACGCUGGAUGAAAGAUGGAGAAGUACUGACAGAUGGAAAGCAUCAUCAUAUUGAUAUUUACAAUGAUGGCACCUGCUCUCUGGUCAUUACUGCCAUCACCACCAAGGACACUGGGGUUUACACUUGUGAGGUUACCAACAAGUUUGGAGUAGCUUCCCACAGUGGCAAGGUGACUGUGGGAACAGUGAGAGAAUCAUCGGGGCGACGGCCCCUGACGGUGGGCUACAGCGCAGACAGUGAGCCUGAGAGCUCCUCAGGCAGUGAGAUGGACGAGUCCCUGAGGCAGGCAAGCAGACGUCUAAGACGCCUGUUACGCACUCGUCUUCCACCAGAUGUUGAGGAAGAACCGUUUCUCAGCGCAGACGAAGGAGACUUGCGUCCCCCAGACCCUCACUCUUACCGUGAGGAUGAGAGUUACAUCUACAUUCGCUUUGAUUCACGGACGGACGCUGAGGUUGCUGCUAAGAGGUUCCAGGAGAUGUUUACAGUCCACGGGGUCCCUGUGGAGACCACCAUCCUGUCAGCAGGGCCUCUCAAAGUGGAGCUGCGGAUUAAAAAGAUGGGCUACGUGCAAGAUGGAACACAGACACCGACACAAGAUAGACAGCCUCCUGCGAUACUGACUGGAGCACCAGCUGCCCCGGUGUUUUUAACGGAGCUGCAGAGCCAGGACGUUCCAGACGGUUAUCCAGUCAGCUUUGACUGUGUUGUAAUUGGCAAGCCCCCGCCCGCUAUCCGCUGGUACAAGGAUGGCAAGCUGCUGGAGGAGAACGAUCAUUACAUGAUCAACGAAGACCAGGAGGGCUGCCACCAACUCAUCAUCACCACCGUGCUGCCCACUGACAUGGGCGUCUAUCGCUGCACGGCUGAAAACAGCAGCGGCAUUGCAGCCACUAAAGCUGAACUCAGGGUCGACAUGUCUUGCAGCUCUGAUUAUGACACUGCUGCUGAUGCCACUGAGACGUCUUCCUACGUCAGUGCCAAGGGCUAUGCGUCCAGCAGGGAAACUGAGACCUUUGAGUCUGUAGCUGAAGAUGAUCAGCUGCCACAGGUCGUGGAGGAGCUCCAUGACGUCCACGUCAGUCCAGGUUCACCGAUCGCAAAGAUGCAGCUCAGAGUAAAGGGUUUCCCCAAACCCAGAGUGUACUGGUUCAAAGACAGCCACUCUCUACGACCUUCAGAAAGGAUUCAGUUGUCAGCAGAGAGAGACGUUCACAGCGUGGAGAUCAUGGAGGUGAAGAAAGCGGAUAUGGGGGAGUACUCUGCUUAUAUCAGCAACGUGGCUGGUUCUGCCUACUCCUCUGCCCGACUCAUAGUACUGCAUCCAGGGGAGAUUAUGCCACAAGAUAAAAAAGAUCCCAAGGUGCCCCUGGUGCCGCCCCGCUUCCUCGAGAGGUUUAGCAACAGGAAGGUGAAACAAGGAGCAAGCAUCACUCUCUCUGUCAAAGUAGAAGGCUCUCCCACUCCGAUGGUCUCCUGGCUAAAGGAGGAAUCAUUGGAGGACGUCCUGUGGAUCAAGCCUGAUACCAAGGGAUAUAAAAUAGCAAGCUCUGGACGCCAGCACAGCCUCAUCCUGAUGGACGUUGGCACAGAGUACAGCGGCGCCUACACUUGCAUUGCCACAAACAGAGCAGGACAGUCCAUCUGCACCGCUCACCUCGAGGUGGACGACACAUCACGACGAAAGAAAGAGACCGUAGCCUCAGAGGUUCUUGGAAUUACAGUUAGUCCUCCAGAUGAGGAGGCUGGCAGAGGAAAAGAGGGUAAAAUGCCCUACCUCGGUGAAGUAGGUACAGAGGAAUUCCUCAUGAAACUCACCUCUCAGAUCACUGAAAUGGUGUCGGCGAAGAUCACCCAAGACAGUUCACAGAAUCAUGAAGUGCUCCAGUGGAUGAAAUCUUGGCCCAAAACUACCACUUCGUUACGCGUACCGGGCGCCGACAGCGACGAUGAAACCAAAACCCCUUCUCCAUCGCCUCACCACGGCCGCUCUCGUCCUCCCUCCCUCAUCGCUGACUCCUCGUCUGAGUCUGAUGAAGGGGACGCCAGGGGAGAGAUGUUUGACAUCUAUGUGGCAACAGCUGACUACAACCCCACCAUGGCAAGCAAAGACUCCAUCGCUCUGAAGGAGGGACAGUAUGUCGAGGUUCUGGACUCGGCUCAUCCGCUCAAGUGGUUAGUUCGGACCAAACCCACCAAAACGACACCAUCCCGCCAAGGCUGGGUCUCACCUGCGUAUCUGGACAAAAAACUCAAACUCUCUGCUGACACCGGGGAUCUUCCAGAAACAAAUGUGGAGGAGGUGUCAGAGGGAGAGUACAAGAGGAAGUUAUUCCAACUGAUCCAGGACUUGGUGAAUGGAGAGUCAGAGUUCGUCAGGGAUGUGGAUUUCUUUACCUCCCAUCAUGUGAAGCAUGCAGACCUCCCCGACACGCCGCCUGAUGUCAGCAGCCAGAAGGAGGCCAUUUUCAGGAACAUCGAUGAAAUCAAACUCUUCCACAGCAAGUCAUUCCUCCCGAAGCUGAGUGACUGCGACACAGAUGAUGACAUAGCCAUGUGCUUCCUGAAGAACAAGGAGGGCUUUGAGAAGUACCUCCAGUAUCUAGUAGGUCAGGGUCAGGCUGAAUCUGCCAUCAGUGACAAGACUGUCCACCACUUCUUUAAGGAGUACACUGAUAAAGAGCAGGCCAGUGCAGACCCUGCCGGUCCCCCCGUACGAAGCAUCAAGGCCUGCCUCCAACAACCGCUGGACAGAGUUCAGAAGUACAAGGCCAUCCUCAAGGAGCUCAUCCGGAACAAGGCGAGAAAUGGCCAGAACUGCUGCCUGCUGGAGGAAGCCUAUGCGAUGGUGUCUGCGCUCCCUCAGCGGUCCGAGAAUACCCACCACGUCUCCAUGAUCGAGAACUAUCCAGCCACCCUGGAAGUUCUUGGAGAGCCGAUUAGACAGGGACCGUUCCAAGUGUGGGAGGGAGCUCCUGGAAUUAGAACGUCCUCUAGAGGUCACCAUCGCCACGUCUUCCUCUUUAAGAACUACUGCAUCAUCUGCAAACCCAAGAGAGACAGCAACACUGACACACAAGCAUAUGUGUUUAAGAACAUGAUGAAGCUGAACAACAUCGACGUGAACGAGACAGUGGAGGGCGACGACCGGGCCUUCGAGAUCUGGCACGAGCGCGAAGACUCUGUGAGAAAAUACACCUUACAGGCCCGAACUGUUACCAUCAAGAACUCGUGGCUCAGAGACCUCCGAGAGCUGCAGCAGCGAUACAGCAUGCCUGCUUGGAGUCCCCCUGAUUUUGAGGCGAUCCUGGCGAACUGCACAGCCGAGUUGGGCCAGACUGUGAAGCUGGCCUGCAAAGCCACCGGAGUACCCAAACCUGCCAUCACCUGGUAUAAAGACGGACGCACGGUGGAGGCAGAUCCUCAUCACAUCAUCAUCGAGGACCCCGACGGUUCCUGCACACUGAUCCUGGACAACAUGACUGCAGAUGACUCUGGCCAGUACAUGUGCUUUGCCUCGAGCUCGGCUGGCAACGCUAGCACUCUGGGAAAAAUCACUGUUCAGGUGCCUCCUCGCUUUGUGAAUAAAAUCAGGAACGCUGUCUUUGUUGCUGGCGAGGACGCUCAGUUCACCUGCGUAAUUCAAAGCGCUCCCACCCCCAAGAUCAGGUGGUUCAAGGAAGGCAGGCUGCUGACGGACCAGGAGAAGUACCAGACCUACAGUGAGCUCCGUAGUGGGGUUCUGGUUCUGGUCAUCAAAAACCUGACAGAGAGAGACCUCGGGCACUAUGAGUGUGAGUUGUCCAACCGUCUGGGUAACGCCAAGUGUGCUGCUGAUCUAGUCCUGCCCUCCGCUGUGGCUCGCACUGGUGAGCAGGCCAUCACCAUCGAAGUUACCGAGCAGGAGACUAAAAUACCAAAGAAAACCAUCAUCAUCGAAGAGACGAUAACCACUGUGGUGAAGAACCCACGCAUGAGGAGGCACAGAUCUCCUGGACUGACUGUCCCUGGCGCCCACCGCUCUGAGACUUCCACGCCGGAGCCUCCGACAACCAGGCAGAGGAGGAUGCCCGCUCAAAGAAAGACCACCAUCCCGACCCUCUACGUCACUGAGCCCGAGGGGGCCGAAGCCAGAGCGAUGGAGAUGAAGCCCCGGUGGGUGGAAGUGGAGGAGGUCAUCGAGUAUAAGGUCAACAAGUCUCCCAGGCUGCCCAGGAGGAGAGGGAUCUCACCGGCAGGGUCUGAGCGUUCCUCCACUCCCUUAAGAGCCAAAAGGUCUCCGCUGGAAAACCCAAACACGAAUAACUCCAACAACAAGCUGGUGGAGCAGGCGCAGGCCCAGCUGCAGGGAGACCUCAGCAGCCAGCCGCUGUCCUGGGAGGAAGAGGAGACGCCCGCCGCCUCCGGCUCUGCUUCUGGAGAGCCACAGGAGGUCUCAUCUGUUCUCGCUGGAGAGGACAGCGACGACCUGGACGAUCAGCAAACUGUCAUCUUUGAACCCGACGAUGAAGACGACGACUGCGGUCAGCUCAGAAAGCCGGAGCCUGUCAUCCUGAAGCAAGGAGAUCACGUUCUGAGCCUUGAGGACUUGGAGGACUACAUCCCAGAGGAGGGAGAGACGUACGGCUCCUCCGCCUCCCGUCACGCUGCCGAUGAGAAGCCCUGUGAGAUCUCCGUGCUCCAGAGGGAGAUCGGCGGGUCGUCGGUGGGGCAGCCGGUGCUUCUGAACGUCGGGCGCCCGGACGUGGCGCCGAGGCAGAGGAGCGGCUUCUUCGGCCGCUUCAGGGAGCAUCUCUCCGGCAGCCUUUUCUCGCCCGCCGCCUCGCCGGCCAGCGGAGCCCGAUCCAGGAUGGAGAGACACGUCCCCAUCCAAGUGAGCCACGCCAAGCUGGAGGUGAAGCCGUCGUACUGCUCCGAGGUGCAGAGAGUGGAGGGCGGGCAGCAGAGCUUCAAAACCAAAGUGUCCACUCAGACCUACGGCUACACGUCGGUCGGCAACCCGGUCACUCUCCAGAUCAGAGAUAACCACUACCAGAACCAGUAGAAGCAAACAGUUCAUCUGACACCACAAACCCUCGUAGUCUUAAAUGGGGAUGUUUGCAUGAUUUAAAGAUAAAUAAAAAAAACAAGACGACUCCUAACCUGAGGUACAUCUACUACAUUUGACAAACCAUUCCAUUUUGAAGCUGCCAAUCAGAAAAUAGGCUCCUCCUCAGAGCUGUUCUCUUGACAGAUGUUCGGGGUCAGAUGGUCUCUUUGGACUGGACGAGUUGUAACUGUAGGAUUAUGUCUCUAUGAGCAGGUUUCAGAGCCACGAGGUUCUGUUACAGCUGCUAUAACACACACAGAGCUGUACGAGGACGGACUGACGUUCUACUGAUUAACUAUUUCAACGUCUGUCUCUGACUUGAAAUUAGUGAGAAAACCUUUUUCAGAUAUUCACACGAACUCGACUCUAUCAGCCGAUCUGAGCGUCCUGCUCCUGCUGUAUACAUACACAGAUAGUUCUACUUUUAGGUAUUUAUAUAUUUUUUCGGAUUCACUUUUGUACCUUUCAAUAAUGAGUUAAUGAGGUGACGACUGCACGUUUUACUCCGACAAGCGACUCUGCUUAUUAACGACACAGCUUUGGUGAAGUUUAAUCGAUUGAUCACGUAAUAGAAGAUGAUUCUCUACUAGGUUGGGGUUCAUGGUUUGUUCUUUGGUGAGCAGCUUAUACAGAUGUGACACCUUUGGUAGGUGAACCUCUAGUCUGCAUCCUUCAUCAUGGUGAAACAUGUUCCUACCAUGAACUGAAUUUUGUACUCAGCUCUUUGCAGCACAGCUAGCUGCAAACUCAGCGGCUGUCACACGACGUUCACGUGUAAGUGAUUGAAUUGAGUGCCUGCAUGUACGUGUUUAUCCAGAGUAACCAGAAGCACUUGAGCUCGCUGGAUUUAUGACAUUUUCAUUUUAAAAGCGACUAGACUGUGUUCCUCCUGAGAGACGUGUGGCGUUUGUGUUGUGUAAGGGUGUUUCAGUCAGCUACGAGGAUUGUGUAAUAUUAUUAAAGCACUAACGGAUUGUAAUUUGCUUGUACAUGUGUAGUUUUGGACAAAACACGGUUGAGUACAAAGUGUUGAAUUAAAUAAAUGUACUGCAGAUACUCAA